Messenger RNA from Dioscorea cayenensis subsp. rotundata (Guinea yam), 1782 nucleotides. Its product is annotated as cysteine desulfurase 1, chloroplastic. The coding region runs from base 47 to 1645 and encodes 532 amino acids. Gene Ontology annotation, molecular function: pyridoxal phosphate binding; cysteine desulfurase activity. NCBI's taxonomy places the organism in Eukaryota, Viridiplantae, Streptophyta, Magnoliopsida, Dioscoreales, Dioscoreaceae. The transcript is spliced from 11 exons. The record is from RefSeq and is a predicted model, not a curated record.
UGAUCGAGAGCAACCGAAACCCCAUCGAGACCUCAAGCUCACGAAAAUGGCAGUUUCCGCUUCGCAGCAUCACUCCCUCUGCAAGCUCAUCGUCUCUCCAUUCUCUCUCCCCAAUCGGAACCCUCAUCUUAUCAAGAACCCUAACCCUAGUCCCAAUCCGGUUCGUGGCCGAUUCCGGAGGUUCGCCUGCUCCUCCAUCGCCGCCUCCACCCCCGCCGCUCCUUCGGAAGAGAAGAAUUCCCCUUCUCUGGGAGAUUCCACAAGAUCCGAUUUCCCUAUUCUCAAUCAGGUUAUUAAUGGCAAAAGGCUGGUUUACUUGGAUAAUGCUGCAACUUCUCAGAAGCCAACGGCUGUUAUUAAGGUUUUGAAGGAGUACUAUGAAUCAUAUAAUUCGAAUGUACACCGUGGCAUCCACUUCUUGAGUGCAAAGGCUACAGAUGAAUAUGAACAAGCAAGAAGAAAGGUUGCAGCUUUUGUUAAUGCUUUGGAACCAAGAGAAAUUGUAUUCACUCGGAAUGCUACUGAAGCCAUCAAUCUGGUAGCAUAUUCAUGGGGCCUUUCAAAUUUGAAAUCUGGAGAUGAGGUUCUCCUUACAAUUGCUGAACACCAUAGUGCAAUUGUUCCGUGGCAACUGGUUGCCCAACAGACAGGUGCCUCUCUUAAAUAUAUUGGUUUAACAAAAGAACAAGUUCCAGAUGUUGAUCAGUUGAAGAAGCUUCUCUCAAAAAAGACAAAGCUUGUGGUUACUCAUCAUGUCUCUAAUACACUUGCUUCUGUUUUGCCUAUUGAUCAGAUUGUCCACUGGUCCCAUGAUGUUGGUGCCAAAGUCCUUGUGGAUGCAUGCCAAAGCGUGCCUCACAUGUCAGUUGAUGUGCAAAAACUUAAUGCUGAUUUUCUGGUUGCAUCAUCACACAAGAUGUGUGGGCCUACAGGCGUUGGUUUCUUAUAUGGAAAAAGUGAGCUUCUAUCUGCAAUGCCUCCAUUUUUGGGUGGUGGGGAAAUGAUAGCUGAUGUAUUUGAAGAUUAUUCUACAUAUGCUGAACCUCCUUCCAGAUUUGAAGCUGGAACACCUGCAAUUGGUGAAGUCAUUGGUUUGGGAGCAGCAAUUGAUUAUUUAUCCAACAUUGGCAUGCAAAGGAUUCAUCAAUAUGAAUUGGAACUGGCAAAUUACCUAUAUGAUAGUCUCCUGACAAUUCCCAACAUCCAUGUCUAUGGUCCCGCUCCUUCAGAAACAACCCACCGUGCGGCUCUUUGUUCAUUCAAUGUUGAAAAGCUUCAUGCAACUGAUAUCGCAACUAUUUUGGAUGAAAUGCAUGGAGUGGCUAUUCGAUCUGGGCACCAUUGUGCACAACCACUCCAUCGGUUCUUGGGUGUGAACUCUAGCGCACGUGCAAGCCUUCACUUCUAUAACUCUAAAAAAGAUGUGGAAUUUUUUAUAGAAGCACUCAGAGACACCAUUGACUUCCUCACCAAAUUCCAGAAUUUUGUAGCAGAAAAGUGGGACUUGAUCUCCUCUCCGGCACACGGAAGAACUUUCGCCCUUUUUUUUUUUUUUGUACAAUUAAAUUCCUGGUUUUCCACUUUGUUUACUUUUCUUGAGUUUGCUAGUAUUAUAGAGUUUGUGAAAAGGGACCCCUCCACAUGAGCACUGCUUCUGCUAAGGAUGGUCCUGUGUGAUGCUCAUUGCCGACCUACAUCGUCUAAUCAAAAUGGCCCCUUGUUGAAUGGGUCCUCAUCUUAGUUGGACUUCCAGGGGUUAUGUUACUAACUUUUUCCCCAUUG